AUGUCUCGAGAGAAGGCCCUGAUGAUAGUAGAGAAUACCGAUGUGCUGAAGUGGCCAAGACACACGAGAUACACCCCCUCCAAGAAAACUUCUAACAAAUACUGCCGUUUCCACCGGGAGAGGGGACACAAUACAGAGGAAUGCUAUCAGCUGAAGGAUGAGAUUGAAAGGCUUGUUAGGCAGGGGCAUUUCCGAGAUCGCGUGCCCCCAAAUUGUAAAAUCGGUGGGGAAGGAUGGAGGAGCAGAUCGAGAAGUCGUGAUCGCGACAGAAACCCUGGCCCAUCAAAAACCGACAGGGCCCCGAUGGGCGGCAACAACGCUCCCACCAAGGGCGUUAUAUACACGAUCGCGGGAGGACCGACCGCGGGAGAUUCGAGCCGAACACGAAAGAGAUGCGCUCGAGCGACCGGCUUGGUUCGAGAAAAGGAAUUCGUGCUGAAGGUGGAGGACGAAGAGGCUAUCUCAUUCAACAGUUCGGACAGAUUGGAGGAGGGUGGAGAACAGAACGACCCCAUGGUCGUCAAGCUGGAUAUUGCGAACUUCACCGUUCACAAAGUGUUGAUUGAUAGCGGGAGCUCAGCGGACAUCAUCUUCAAAAAUGUGGUGGAUCGGAUGGGGCUGGAGAACGCGAGGCUUGAACCCGUAAAAACCCCGUUAGUGGGCUUCGGGGGAAGUGAAGUGGCCUCACUGGGGACGAUUGAGCUGCCAGUGUCCAUGGGAGAGGAGCCAAAAAGAAAAACUUUGAUGGUCAAAUUCUUGGUGGUGGAUACUCCUUUCACAUACAACGUCAUAAUGGGUCGGCGGGAACUGAACUCAUUCCGGGCGGUCAUCUCCACGUAA
Molecule: messenger RNA, 840 nt
Organism: Sesamum indicum (sesame)
Lineage: Eukaryota; Viridiplantae; Streptophyta; Magnoliopsida; Lamiales; Pedaliaceae
Source: RefSeq, a predicted model, not a curated record